Molecule: messenger RNA, 1049 nt
Organism: Ctenocephalides felis (cat flea)
Lineage: Eukaryota; Metazoa; Arthropoda; Insecta; Siphonaptera; Pulicidae
Product: COMM domain-containing protein 10-like
Exons: 3
Coding region: 129-722 (197 amino acids)
Source: RefSeq, a predicted model, not a curated record
CUAAAUUAUCAGACACAACAAUUGACAGAAGAUUCAGAUUCUCACGAAGUAGAAAAUAACUUUAUAUAUUUUGUUUGUCAUAAGACAUUUUUCGUAGUUUAUGCAUAAGACAAAGUGAAAGCUCUAUCAUGGACCUCAAGAUGUAUACAGUAAACAACAAGAUCAAAAAUGCGAUAACCAUAAUAAAUUCUAUGGAUGAAAAAAAGUUUCCUAUUUUAGUAUCGCAUAUAAGUGAUAUGCUUGAAAACCAAAAGGAACUGUCACCAGAGGAAAUAAACAAAUUAGAAUCAUCUCUAAAACUCAAUUCUUACGAAGUACAAUUGUUAAUUUCCACUGUGCAAUAUUUGCUUACUGAAAAUGACAAAUAUGUCAUUAAACCUUCAGUCCUGCAUUCAAAAAUGAUGUCCAUAGGAAUAAACGAAUCAAAAGUAGAACCCUUCAUCAAGAUAUGGAUGAAAAAUAAUAAAGAAUUGUUAGAAGAUUUAUGUACCAAUGAUUUAAAUAAACCAACGCGCUUAGAGGACUUUAAAUGGCAAUUAAGUUUACAAGUAUGUUCAACAACAAAACAGAAACAGAAAUUGCCUACAGCCAUGAUGCAAUUUGUUUUAUCGAAAGAUGGCAGUGAAGAUUUGUGCGAACUUGAAAUGAAUCAUGAGCAGCUUUCAGCCUUUUAUAAUCAAUUGGAAAAUAUACAACAGAAAUUGGAUGCCAUAAACAGUUGAGCAUGGUAUAAAUAUAUUAUUGAAUGAUUUAAUACAACUAUGUUUUUUUAAAAUAAAUAAUAGAACCUUUUGAUUAUACAUUAAUACUAAUCUUUGGCAUCUGCAAUUCCACCAGUAGUUAUUGCAAAUGUUGCUUCACUUUCUGGUAAAUCUGGGCUAUCGUAUAUUUUGCAUAUACGUGUUUCACCACGUCCUUUUCGAAGAGAUAGACGAGUUGUAGAGGCAUGAGCCAUUAUGUUACCACCUGAAAAAAAUUUAUUUGAAAGCAUUUAAUAUAUAAAAGUUAUUAUUUGUUAAUUAUUUAAUAUGACAAUUUUGUUAAAAAUA